UGCACCGUGGCGGAGGUUUCGCAAAUUGGGGGUUAUAUAGAUAUGGCCUGAGACGGUGUUCGGGUCGAUCAUUUUUCUGUCCACCCCAUAAAUCAACACUUUGUCAACAAUAUCCUUCUAAUCAUCUAUCACACACAAGAUGCCGUCUCCAAUUCAUCAGAAAUAUUCCUCUCAAACCCACCGCCUUCCUUCCGAACCUAUCUCUUCCUCUGCAGAACCUCGCCAGGACCGUCGCAGUUCACUCUCGUCUGCCCAGAACGAGAUCCUCAUCUCCUCACCACCGAAUCGCUUCUCUCGCCGCGGCUCGAACGCAUGGGAGAAUUUCGCCGCGCUCAAACGACCAAUUGAUAAUCCGAAUGUCGAGGCGAGAAGAGCAAGUUUCGCGGACUCAAGGCCGAAAGGUGGAAUGUUUGGAACUUGGUUCAACAGUACAUUCAGAGGCUUAUCAGCAAGUCCGCCACAGAAAGAACAGAAGGGUACUUCGACACUUUCUCGCUAGACCUGAUACAUCUACCAAAUCCAAGUCUGUGAAAAACCGGUUUAGUAUGGAUAUACAAUGCUAUUUAUGGUUUUUACAUGAAACAGAAGUUGUGAUAUGAUGCACAUAGGACUAGGAGUGUUGGGCGACGGAAGAUAUGAAG
Messenger RNA from Pseudovirgaria hyperparasitica, 641 nucleotides. RefSeq lists its product as uncharacterized. The transcript has 2 exons. The coding region runs from base 140 to 499 and encodes 119 amino acids. The record is from RefSeq and is a predicted model, not a curated record. NCBI's taxonomy places the organism in Eukaryota, Fungi, Ascomycota, Dothideomycetes, Acrospermales, Acrospermaceae.